Ceratitis capitata (Mediterranean fruit fly) is the source of this 8044-nucleotide messenger RNA. RefSeq names its product ensconsin (gene ens). Bases 219 to 4238 code for a protein of 1339 amino acids. Lineage: Eukaryota; Metazoa; Arthropoda; Insecta; Diptera; Tephritidae. The transcript is spliced from 16 exons. Gene Ontology annotation, cellular component: microtubule cytoskeleton. Gene Ontology annotation, biological process: microtubule cytoskeleton organization. The record is from RefSeq and is a predicted model, not a curated record.
UGCUGGAGAAAGCAACUCUACUUAAUGCCAACAUAUACGGCUCUGUCGAGACAUUUUUAACCAUUUCUUUUUGCGGCAUUCAUUCGUUUAUUCGUUCGUCGAACUUUCUGCUUGUGCCGUGCAGUUUGUCGUUUUCGUUUUUUGCUUUCGCAGUCGUCGUCAUUAUUAGUUCUAAAACUGUGAAAAAUUCCAAGUGACUGAUGUAAAAGUGAAAAAAUAUGGCGAGUCUUGUGGGCGAACAGCAAAUUUCAUCAAAUAAUCAAGAAGCUGAACCAGUUCAGAAAAUCGAGAGCCGUGAAGGCAGUGUUGAACGUAAAGCUAAUUUCGCACUUAACCUGUACGCUGUGUGUCCCUCCAAUAUAAUGGAUUGUGCAAAUACUAAUACAACCACUUUACACUGGUUUGCACAAGUGGGUGGCGAUGAUUCCGAGGCGCAAGUGUGUAAAGACCGUGACGAGAAGCUAAAGUUGGCACGGGAGCGUCAAAAUGAAGAAAGACAAAGGAAAAUCGAAGAGUUGAAAGCACAAGCGGAAGCAGCGCAAAGAUAUCGUGAACAGAAAGAAGAGGAACGUCGCCGCCGCAUAGAGGAGAUACGACAACGCGACUCGGAGAAGCGACAUCAAGUUGAAGAACGUAAACGCGCUAUAACCGAGGCGGAAAAGGAGCGCCGCGAAUAUAUUUUGCGGAAGAAUCAGGAACGCGAAUCCCGCCUGGAAACAAAGAAAAGCUCCCGCAGUACAGUGGCCUUUGCUUUUGGCUCGUCAACACCACGCCUAUUGGAGCCAGAUUUUGGACUGGUCUCGCCAAGCACUUAUUUGGGUCAUCGACGAUCGACGUCGAUCACUAAUGUUACUGGUGCUUCAUUAUCACGUCGUAGUUCCGAACGUGAACUGACCGACAGUGGUGCCAAGAAGCGUGCAACAUCGGCCGGUGGCACAGAUCGGCAUGAAGAUCAUCGCCGUAAGUCAUCAUCCAUGUAUGAAGUUUUCAAUUGGGGAUACUCGAACGAUGAGCCACCCAAACGUUUUUCCCUAUCAAUUGUGGGCAGUGAAAUCAAUAUUGAUGAUCCUCCAACUGCAACAGUAGCGUCUGCAACUGCAGGCAAUACACGCACUUAUGCUGCGCAUCAUCAUCAUCAUCAAUACCACCACCACCACCACCACCACACACAGCAACAUCAGCAAAGCAGCAACAACUAUGGUAGUAAUAAUAUAAAUGUGCAUAGACAAAAUGUUGUAACAGAAAAUGCAAGAAUCGCGUCAGCAGGAGGAGCAGCAGCAGCAGCAACAACAACAUGCAAUUCAGUUGGCAAUACCAAUAAAACGGCAACAGCAGCAGCAGCAACGACAUUUAAUUACUCUAACGAUAGUGUCGAUAGUCACGCAACACAAAUCGUGUUUAGAAGUGUAGCCCGCAGAAAAACCGAUUUGAUGCCGACAAUACCCAGCCCCAGGGACGGGCAUUAUGGUUCCAGAUCGUCACUGAGCCACACGCCACGCACCCCAGGCCGUGCCUUUUCCAUGAGUCGUCUGGAUCAAUUGGCUCAACCAAUUCGUCGCAAUGGUGAACAUAUACGCGCUAUACUCGAGCGUGAGCGUCGCGAACAAAUGGAACUACUGGACGAAACCGAAUCGUUGGGUGGUGGCCGUAGGCGCAGCAGUAAACCACGUCACGGCAGCGGUAGCAGCAGUGCAGGUGCUGGUGGCGGUGGCGGCGCCAUGUCGCGCAGCAUGACACAUCUGGCCGGCGGACGCGCCAAAUAUACGCUUAGCAGUGCAGGCGGUGGCGUCGGCGUCGGCGGCGGUAGUUUUCGUCCACUUAGCGGUGGCCAACGUGAUACCACCUGUAAGAGUUUGACACAGUUAAAUAAUUCGUGGUCGAGCGCAACACCACGCUCGAAUUUGGGCUUACAAACGGCUGCUACUAGAAAGUAUCUGCAAUCAUCAUUAGCUUCAUCACCAUCAGCGAUUGGGACUAAACGCAGCGAGCAGCUACUAAAUCAUCUUACUAACCCCUACCGUUUUGAUCCAAACUCAUUAUUGAUCAUGAAUUCUAGUUUCUCAAUAACAACAGGUUCACGUUCUGGAAAUGUCACCCCAGGCGGCAACAUCAGCACUUCAAGACCGGGUAGUGCAAUGUCCACAUCCACAAAUAUGUCCACAUCUGGCUACGUGGCUAGGAGAUCUGUACCAGCUACACGUAAGCAACGACCAGCUAGUAUUGCCGGUACUGGCAUGUCGCUGGAGGACCUUAAUAAACACAAAAAAGAUAAUAGGCCGCCAGUGAAGGGUUCACCUUCAUCUACGACAGCAUCAGCACAAAAUACCCCCAAACGAACAUCAAAUUUGAUGUCGACCUCAAUGAUUGUAACAUCUUCUUCACGUCUGUCCAGCGCAGAGAAGAAGACACCAGCUAAGCGAGACUCAGUUACGCCCAAAUCCUCCACACCAAAAUCACUCUCAAAGACAUCCAGUUCGGAUCGUUUGAAUAGAUCUAGCAAAGAUAUUAUGAGUAAAUCAUUAAUCUCACCCUCUCCGAGCCAGACCCUUGUAAAGAGUGAAAAAGACAAAGUGACUGCAAUUGAACAAAAGAAAGAGGUCCCACCUCCGCCGCCCGUGCAAAGCAAAGAAGAAAAGAACUCUUUGAAUAUUGCUAAAUCAGAGGCUGAGUAUACAGCCGAUAAGACUAUCGCAGCAACUGAAGCGACAGUAGUGGCUCCAGACGCAGUUGGGCCAUUAACUACAGAUAAUGUGGAAACAGUGGCGCCUAUAGUAAAGGCAAAUGAAACAAAAGCGGAACAAUUGGUAGACACUGCCCCAAUUGAGUCCAAACAAAUAGAUGCAACCACUGUUUUAGCAGCCGUUGAGCAACAACAGGUGUUACCAGCACAGCCCCAACCGCAACCACGUUCUCAAAAUGGUAGCAAAGAAAAUUCAGAAGUGCGUGAACUGACGCCACCAGCACAAAAUGGUGACAAUACUGAUCUGAUGAGCGCUUCGAUGAUCGCUAAAAAUAAGAUUACAACUGAAGAGGAGGCAAAAGCCGCAUUGGCUGAACGGCGUCGUUUGGCCCGUGAAGAAGCUGAACGACAGGCCGAGUUGGAACGCCAACGCUUGGAGGCCGAACGUCUUGCCGAACUGAAGCGUCAAGAGGAGGAGGCGGAACGACAACGCGCUUUCGAGGAGGAGGCAAAUCAUUUAGCUGAAGAACAACGUCGUGCAGAGGAAGAGCGCUUGCGCCAAGCUAUUGAAGAGGCAAAGCAAAAGGAAGAAGAAGAACGUCGCAGACGUGAAGAAGAAGAGAAGCAACGCGUACAACGCGAGGAGGCCGAACGCAAGGCCAAGGAAGAGGCAGAGAAACAACGACUUGAGGUUGCCGAACGUCUUAAACGAGAGGAGAAGGAACGCGAAGAACGACGCAAACGCGUUGAGGCGAUCAUGUCGCGCACACGUAAAGGCGCCGGUGGUAGUGGUAGCGCGACAACUCCCAAUUCCACGCCAGUAAAAGAAAGCACAACACCCAAAUCGACAGCUGAUAAUUUGCAACAGGAAACCCAACAAGACCAAUCCUAUACAUCAAACGCUGUGACCAAUGCUGUGGUCAGCGGCAGCACUGAUAGCAGUUCAACCUCCGGCUCCACUACAACUGCGACCACACCGAAUCCGCCACCACAAAAUAAUGCGGCUGCAGUACCAACAGCGGUUGUAACUGUGGUGUCUACAAAUGUACCAGCUGCACUAAAGGAAAAUAUAAACGAGCCACAAAAUACGCAGGCUAUGUACGAGCAAGCGGUGAUUGACAAAGAAGCUGCACUUAUAAACAGUUUCUCCAAUAUGUUGAUUGAUGAGAAUGCUAAAAAUCUUCAUCAACAACAGCAACACCAACACCAACAUUUCCAGCAACCUACGCAAAUUCUCGAGGUGAGCAACGGAAAAUUGCCGAUUAACAGUGAUGUGCUAUUGCAAAAUACCACCACAACAACAACAACAAUAAAUACGACUGCCGUCGCAAACGGCAAUGGCCAUCACAUCGAAAAUUUAAAUAAUAAAAAUGAUAUCAAUAACCUGCAGGAUGCCGUAACACCAGCCGCAAAUCAGUUGAUUGAUUUAAGCAUUGAGUCACAAGAUAUCAACAAUGCAGUAAACUUUAACAACAACAACAGUUUGUUAAAUACAACAACAAAUGCAACACUAGUCACUGCAGAUAGUCACGAAAACAAAGAUAUUUCCUUGCUGUGAGUCUGAGCGUGCUAGUAGCCUGCAAAUAUUGGACGCGCAAACUAGAAAAACUGCAACAAAUAAAAUAGAAAUGCUGUAUAACUAUGAGAAUUAGGAGAUAACAUUUUUGGAUUGUGGCGCGGUGGCAUUAAGUGGAGAUUUUUUGUGUGCGUGUGCGACAAUUUAUGGUUACUUGACAUUUAAGACGUAAUUAUUGCGAGUUUAACUAAUUUAAAAUUAUAUAUCCAUUAUACACAUACAUAUAGAUGAAACAAAGAAAAAAGCUAAAGCGAAAUGCAUAUUAAGAUAAUACAAUUAGCAAAAAACACUGCUUAGGCUCAUUUAAAAAAAUUAAAAUAAAACCUUUAAGUAGGAUAUAAUUUCAAAUUCAAUAAAAAUACUAAAGAAAGGGAAAGGCAAAAAAAAACACUACGGCAAUUGUUCCUCCCGAAACAAAAAUACAUAGAAACUAUGAAUAGGUAGAGAGUGAAACAUUAAUAAAUAAUUGCUUGAAAAACAUAUUGCGUAUGCAAAACUCUUAAACAUAUUAGCAAAAGGCUAGAAUUAGACAAAUGAGAGACAUGAGCGUUACUCAACGAUCAUAAGGCACUGAAAAGGGGAAAUUUUGUCAUAUAUUAAGAAAAAGCUCUGCAUAAAACUUAAUUAUUGCAAAUAUUGAUGAAAGGCAUACUUUAUGUGAAGAGUUAAGCAGAAAAAUCAAAAUAUUAUUUAAAAAUGGCUAAUAAAAACAAAAAAUACUUGACUAUAAACUAUACAUUUUUCAUAAAGUAACAAAUUCCAUUUUGUGCUAACUCAAGCCACGCAAAUACAGCCUGUUAGCAUGCCUACAUAUACCAUAUAAUGGAAAAUACAUUAAGAAACAUUUAGCAAGAGUCAGCUAAGCAAAAUACAUAUAUUAUGUUAGAGUGUGCCGACAUAAAAUAAAUGUUGAAAGCUGUAUAAACUAGUAUAUACGCAAUAUAUUUGGAUAUAUUUUACCAAAUGAUUUCAUACAAACAUAUAUGCCUAUUAUUUGUGCACCUGCCGUUAAUGUAUAUUGCACAAAACUCAUACAAACUCUUAAUCAUAUGUAUGUAUGUAUAGCGAACGAGAAAUGUGUUUUAGAACAAAGUUCAAGAGCUUACCGCUUUUACUGCUCGCAAUAUCAUAACAUUUAUGCAAAUUUGUUGAAAUGGUUCUACCAAGGAGCACGCAUAUAUUCUUCACAUGGGUCGAGUAAAUUAUGUAUACGCCUUUUACGACCUGUUUAGUACUUUUUUUUUUUUUAAGACGUUUUUAUAUAUCAUGCGCUGGUACUGUUGUCGCGAUAAUGAUGUAUUUUGUUGCAAUUCAUUGUAAAAUGUGCUAAUAAUUGUUAUAUUUAAUUAAAAUGAUAACGAUUUAAUCCUUAAACCAAUGCAUUAAAUUAUGCAAACAUGUAACAAUAUACAAUUUCAGCAUAUAUAUACACGCAUAAAUGGAAAAAUGAAAAUGAGAAGUUGCUAACAAAUAAUGCACUUUUCAGACUCCAAAAUUUCUAUAAAAAUAGCUUUUGUCUAAAAUAUUCGAUAAAAAAAAGUUUCUUCUCUUACUAUAAUGUCAGAUCUUCGUUGUUUAUCUUUGAUUUUCUUCUUUUUGUUCAUUCAAGUUUUCUUGAAAGGCGUUGCGUCUAAAAUAAAUUUUUUCUGCAGAAAUUAGCAAUUCUACCUAACUUCUCCAAUAAUACGAGCAUAAUUCAAAAAGUAGUAGUUUUUUAUUAAUAGUUUAGUAUAUAGAAUCAGCUAAAUCGCUCUAUACACAGGCACUGGGCAGUUAGGAAAUUUAUGAAGCCAGUUCGGGCAGCCAGUUGAAUCAGAAUGCAAAAUGUUGGUGACUAGACAAAAAAGCUAACUAAAUAACAGUGACACUUCACUGCGCUGCACUCCAAGCUAUUUAAUGCAUGAAAUGAAAGCGAAGCAAAUAAAAUGUAUAUCAGCAAUUUUGUGUGCGAGUUUAUAGAUUAUAUAUAUAUAUAUACAAAUAUUUAUGUGUAGUUAAUGUAUUUUCCAAUUUUCGAUGCAUAUUUUUUUUUUUUUUUUAAUUUUUAUGUUAUCUAAAUUUAAAUUUACAUUUAUAUAUGCAUAUAUUUGCAAAGUUUAUACUUAAAAAAAAAAGAUAAAAGAAAAAAAUCCAAACAAAACGUUUUAAUUUGUUAAUAUAACUUAUUUAUAUAAAUAUGUAUACACAUUGUAAUAGCUGAUACAACAUUAAAAUAUAAUUUUUUCAUAUAAACCGUAUCUUAAGUUUAUUUGGAAGAAAGUAUGGACUGAAUGUAAAGGUGUUGGUUGCAGCAAAUUUAUAAAAAUCAAAUUAUAUCACAAUUACACGCUUAAAACAUAUGCGCAUUUUAUGUGCGUUCAAUUUGUUAAGACAAAAUUCUAUAUCGGUGAGCUCAUAUAUAUUUAAUAUUUUAGUUUUGGGCUACAAUAUGAUUACCAAAUCAACGUUGUAGACGUUUUCAAAAACCGUUACAACAAUUAAAUACUUGUAUAUUGGGUCGUGUGUGCUUCGCUAAGCGUUUGGCGCAAUAGUCUUUCUAUUCAAAAUAGAGUGGCAAGUCAGUUCACUACUGGUUAGUCAAAUAUCAGGCAUGUCUUAUAUGCAUGAAAUCAAUUUUUUUACCCUUACCAAGCGUCGUGUUGAAUUAAUGCAAAGUGAGAAAAUGAUAUUUAUCCAAGUAAAAUUUUUAAAAAUAAAUCGAAUUAACACCGCUAAAACAAUUUUUAAUUUUUUUUAUUUUUACACAAAGGCUGUGUUUAAUUCAAAACGAUUUCGAAAUGAAUAUAAAGUUUCAAUUAUACGCCUGCGAUGCGCUGGACUUUCACAGUUCUGCUGCCGCAAAUAAAAAACAUCAUUACAAUUUAUUUGCUUUAACAAAUUCUGUAAAAAUAUAAACCACUUAUUGCCUUGAGCCUGUAAUUUAUUUGCAGAAAUUCAACUAAUUUUGACAGCUUAUUACUUUUUGACGCUUCACUAAGUUAACACCUCUUAUUAACAAAACCAUGUAAACCAAUUAAUGGCGGAUCACUGCAAAAUUUUUCAUUCCAAAUGAAAGCAUGUGAACAAAAGUCUGCAGUAUAACCUAAAGUUAUUAUAACAAAUUUAAAUUGGAGCAAUUUACGCAAAAAACAUGAAUGCAAAUGCAUAUAACUCUGGAUGUGACAUUUAGACAGGCAUGCGAACCUAGAAAUUUACGAAUUAAUGAGUGCGUUUAAAGUGUUGGUCCUUUUGUUUGUCCAUUGAUUUGUUAAUUUAAAGCAUACUUAUUUUGAAGCAAACUAUAAUGUAACCAAUACAUCUGUUAUUGUAAUUAAAUAAAAACACACAUACAUACAUCUACCAAAAACGCCUAAAUUUCCGCUUCAUAAUGAACUCAUCGAUUAACUACCACGUUUAAGCAGCAUAAUAUGUAACUAAAAAAAUUUAAAAAUACAAUAAAAGAGUAUUACCAUAAAUACAUACAUACAUACAUACAUAUGUAAUGCAUGCAUACAUACAUCAAUGUAACUAAACUUAUUUCAACUGUAACUCCCAAUUUAAUAAGAAAAAGUCUAUCUAUCGUUAUCGUUAAAUUUAAAAUAAUUAUUAAUAAUAUUUAAAUUUAUUAACUUAAUAAAAAAACAAACUAAAUCGAUGUAACUAUUUAGUACGACGUCUGAUAAAAAAAAUACAUGCAAAAGCUAUUAACUACAGACGAAGCGAAGCCGAAAAUGCUAUGUGAAAUUCAUGUGAAUUAAAGUCGAACGGAAAAAUAUAUAAAUAAAAGACAAGGAGAAGAAAAAAAUAAA